AUGUCAAAGAAGUAUACCAUUCAGGAAGUUACCAAGCACAAGCAAGCCGAUGACUGCUGGAUCAUUGUCGAUGACAAGAUUUACGAUGUUUCCAAGUUCUUGGAUGACCAUCCUGGAGGAAAGAAAGUUUUGUUAAAGGCAGCUGGUACUGAUGCCACCAAGCAAUUCCAUGCUUUCCAUUCCCCUUCUGUUUUAACCAAGAUUGGUGCUAAAUAUCUCAUUGGCGAAGUCGGUGUUGAGACAGCAGAUGUUCCUGAUACUGACGAUGUCGUUGACCAAAACCCUCUUCAAGUAGGUGAGACCUAUGGUGACAUGGUGCCUUUUGGUGAUCCCAUGUGGUAUCAAGAUUGGUACAGUCCUUACUACAGCGACUCUCACCGUGCUGUCAGACAAGCUGUACGUGAAUUUGUUGAACGUGAGAUCAUGCCCAACACUUACGAAUGGGAUGAAUCCAAGGAAAAGAUGUUGCCUCGUGCCAUCUAUGAAAAGGCUGCCAAGGCUGGUAUCCUCGCUGCUUGUGUUGGACAUGUGGAAAGUGAAUAUGUCCCUUAUGCCUUGCCUGGUAAUGUGAAGCCAGAAGAAUUUGAUGCUUUCCAUCACAUUAUUGUAGCUGAUGAAUUGUCUCGUUGUGCCUCUGGUGGUGUCACUUGGGGUCUCAUUGGUGGUCUUGGUAUUGGUCUUCCACCUGUCAUUCACUUUGGAUCCAAGUAUCUCAAAGACAAGGUGGUCAGGGAUUGUUUGGCUGGUACAAAGAAUAUCUGUCUGGCUAUCACGGAACCUUCUGGUGGCUCUGAUGUUGCUGGUCUUUUGACUGAAGCCAAGGAUAUGGGUGAUCACUACCUUGUAAAUGGUGAAAAGAAGUGGAUCACUAAUGGUACCUUUGCUGACUUCAUGACUGUGGCUGUCAGAACUGGUGAAGAAGGCUCUGGUUUCAAUGGCAUUUCACUCUUAUUGAUCGAACGUGACAUGCCUGGUGUUUCUACUAGACAAAUGAACUGCAGUGGUGUAUGGCCUUCUGGUACUGCUUACAUUACAUUUGAAGAUGUGCGUGUACCCAAAGAGAAUCUGAUCGGCAAGGAGAACAAGGGCUUCAAAUACAUUAUGCAAAACUUUGUAUCAGAGAGAAUGGGAAUUAUUAUCCAAGCUACCAGAUUUUCUCGCGUUUGCAUUGAAGAGUCCAUCAAGUAUGCCAACAAGAGAAAGACCUUUGGCAAAAAGUUGAUUGACCAUCCAGUAAUUCGUAACAAGAUUGCUCAUAUGAUCAGACAAGUCGAAGCUACGCAUGCCUGGAUGGAGUCUCUUGCUUAUCAAAGUAUGCACAUGCCCUCCGAAAUUCAAUCUAUCCGUUUGGGUGGUCCCGUUGCUUUAUGUAAAGCUCAAUCUACUCAAACCUUUGAAUACUGUGCCCGAGAAGCUGCUCAAAUCUUUGGUGGUUUAGCAUACACAAGAGGUGGUCAAGGUGAAAAGAUCGAGCGAUUGUACAGAGAAGUCAGAGCUUAUGCAAUUCCAGGCGGCUCAGAGGAAAUCAUGCUUGAUCUCGGUGUCAGACAGUCAGUUAAAGUUGCUGCUUUUAUGGGUGCUAAAUUGUAA
Messenger RNA from Mucor velutinosus, 1590 nucleotides. Its product is annotated as Vacuolar protein sorting-associated protein 4. The record is from RefSeq and is a predicted model, not a curated record. Gene Ontology annotation, cellular component: cytoplasm. Bases 1 to 1590 code for a protein of 529 amino acids. The transcript has 9 exons. Gene Ontology annotation, biological process: fatty acid beta-oxidation using acyl-CoA dehydrogenase. NCBI's taxonomy places the organism in Eukaryota, Fungi, Mucoromycota, Mucoromycetes, Mucorales, Mucoraceae. Gene Ontology annotation, molecular function: flavin adenine dinucleotide binding; acyl-CoA dehydrogenase activity; heme binding.